CUCUCUUCACCAUGAUUCCCUGCAGAGCGGUGCUGACUUUUGCAAGAUGUUUGAUCCGGAGAAAAAUCGUCACACUGGACAGUCUAGAAGAUUCCAAACUCUGCCGCUGCUUAACCACCAUGGACCUCAUCGCCCUGGGGGUUGGAAGCACUCUUGGCGCUGGGGUUUAUGUCUUGGCUGGGGAAGUCGCCAAAGCAGAUUCUGGCCCCAGUAUCGUGGUGUCCUUCCUCAUCGCCGCCCUGGCCUCGGUGAUGGCAGGCCUUUGCUAUGCUGAAUUUGGGGCCCGAGUUCCCAAGACUGGAUCUGCUUAUCUGUACACUUACGUAACAGUUGGAGAACUGUGGGCCUUCAUCACUGGCUGGAAUCUCAUCCUGUCAUAUGUCAUAGGUACAUCCAGUGUCGCAAGAGCAUGGAGUGGGACCUUCGAUGAACUUCUUAACAAACAGAUUGGUCAGUUUUUCAAGACAUAUUUCAAAAUGAAUUACACUGGCCUGGCGGAGUACCCAGACUUUUUUGCCGUGUGCCUUAUAUUACUUCUGGCAGGUCUGUUAUCUUUUGGAGUGAAAGAGUCUGCUUGGGUGAAUAAAUUCUUCACAGCUAUUAAUAUCCUGGUCCUCCUCUUUGUAAUGGUGGCCGGCUUUGUGAAAGGAAAUGUGGCUAAUUGGAAGAUCAGUGAAGAGUUUCUCAAAAAUAUAUCAGCAGAUGCCAGAGAACCGCCUUCUGAAAACGGAACAAGCAUCUAUGGGGCUGGUGGCUUUAUGCCCUAUGGAUUCACAGGAACUUUGGCUGGUGCUGCAACUUGCUUUUAUGCCUUUGUGGGCUUUGACUGCAUUGCAACAACUGGUGAAGAGGUCCGGAACCCCCAAAAAGCUAUCCCCAUUGGAAUAGUGACUUCCCUACUGGUUUGCUUUAUGGCCUAUUUUGGGGUUUCUGCAGCUUUAACGCUUAUGAUGCCUUAUUACCUUCUGGAUGAGAAAAGCCCACUUCCUGUAGCAUUUGAAUACGUCGGAUGGGGUCCUGCCAAAUAUGUUGUUGCUGCAGGAUCCCUGUGCGCCUUGUCAACAAGUCUUCUGGGUUCUAUGUUCCCCUUACCCCGCAUUCUGUUUGCCAUGGCCCGGGAUGGCUUACUGUUUAGAUUUCUUGCGCGAGUGAGUAAGAGGCAGUCACCCAUUGCUGCCACGUUGACCGCGGGGGUCAUUUCUGCUGUCAUGGCUUUCCUUUUUGACCUGAAGGCUCUUGUGGACAUGAUGUCCAUCGGCACUCUUAUGGCCUACUCUCUGGUCGCAGCCUGUGUGCUCAUCCUCAGGUACCAACCUGGCUUGUGUUAUGAGCAGCCCAAAUAUACCCCUGAGAAGGAAAUUCUGGAAUCAUGUCCCAGUGCGACUUCGAAAAGUGAGUCCCAGGUCACCAUGCUACAAGGACAGGGCUUCAACCUCCAGACCCUCUUCAACCCCUCUGCUCUGCCCACACGACAGUCAGCUUCCCUCGUGAGCUUUCUGGUGGGAUUCCUGGCCUUUCUCAUCUUGGGCAUGAGCAUCCUAACCACGUAUGGAGUCCAGGCCAUUGCCAGACUGGAAGCCUGGAGCCUGGCUCUUCUCGCCCUGUUUUUUGUCCUCUGCACUGCGGUCAUUCUGACCAUUUGGAGACAGCCACAGAAUCAGCAAAAAGUAGCCUUCAUGGUCCCAUUCUUACCCUUCCUGCCAGCCUUCAGCAUCCUGGUCAACAUUUACUUGAUGGUCCAGUUAAGUGCGGACACUUGGGUCAGAUUCAGCAUCUGGAUGGUGCUUGGCUUUCUGAUCUACUUCGCUUAUGGCAUUAGACACAGUUUGGAGGGCAACCCCAGGGAUGAAGAUGAUGAUGAAGAUGUCUAUGCAGACAACAUCAAUUCUGCAACAGAAGAGAAAUCUGCCAUGCAAGCAAAUGACCAUCACCAAAGAAGCCUCAGUUUACCUUUCAUAUUCCAUGAAAAGACAAGUGAAUGCUGAUGCCAGCCAGCGGUCUUACCGCACAUGGCUUACAAGGUGUCAACUGUGGCAGGAUGUCACCAUCAUGCUGGAAUGUCAUGGGUUUGCUGCACACAUGGUUCACCUAACUUACAAUUCCUCCUCCAUAUAACUUCUCUUCUGAUGGUGAAUUAUGUGUUUGGGAAAACUGCCUGAGCGCACUCCUCAGCACCGAGGAUCCCCAAAGUAAUGUGCCUGUGUGUAUACAUGUAUGUGUGGGAAUGUGAGUGUUACAUGUUGUUGGUUUUUAUUACUAUGUGACAUUAUUCCAGCAUUGUAAUGGGUGGCAUAUACUGCACAUACUAAUUAGUAUAGAGUAUUCUGUAUAUGCCUAGGUGGUUAAGGAAAUAGUGAUGAUUUUCUCCUUAUUAGGUCUAUGGCUGUCAAUUUGGACUUUCUGAAAAUGCAGCCACCUGUCAUGAUGUUUAACAGUGGUCAGGGUUGACAGGAAAUAAGGAAUGAGCCUUUGCUGUACAUUACAAUGCCCUGGUAGAGUUA
Molecule: messenger RNA, 2501 nt
Organism: Phodopus roborovskii (desert hamster)
Lineage: Eukaryota; Metazoa; Chordata; Mammalia; Rodentia; Cricetidae
Gene: Slc7a2
Product: solute carrier family 7 member 2
Exons: 11
Coding region: 12-1985 (657 amino acids)
Biological process (GO): amino acid transport; transmembrane transport
Cellular component (GO): plasma membrane
Molecular function (GO): amino acid transmembrane transporter activity
Source: RefSeq, a predicted model, not a curated record